Molecule: messenger RNA, 1942 nt
Organism: Erpetoichthys calabaricus (reedfish)
Lineage: Eukaryota; Metazoa; Chordata; Cladistia; Polypteriformes; Polypteridae
Gene: rabep2
Product: rabaptin, RAB GTPase binding effector protein 2
Exons: 12
Coding region: 214-1350 (378 amino acids)
Biological process (GO): endocytosis
Cellular component (GO): intracellular membrane-bounded organelle
Molecular function (GO): GTPase activator activity
Source: RefSeq, a predicted model, not a curated record
ACCUUAUUAUUGCCGGUACCGUCUGUUCUGUAGUCUAAAGUGACUUCUUCGGGUUCUCAUUUAGUCCUCGGCAAACUACUAACCCGCCUGCGGCUCCCCGCCUCGUGACUCCAGUCUAAGCCGCCGUGGCGCUACGUGUUUCCGCCGCUGGGGCGGGACGCGGCUUCCUGGGGAGCAACCAGCGUCUACAAACGCAAACCCCGCUUGGGAGAAAUGGAGGCUGCAGCCGACGAGUUAUCCGAUACCAGUGAUGCCUGCGACUCCGGCAGGCUGGCGGCCCGGCUGCAGGCCCAGCUGGUGGAUGUGUUACGGGAAGUGGAGGACAUGCGGGCUGCGGCGCUGGCGUCUGAAAGCACCAAGGAGCAGGCCGUCGAGGACAUGUGUCGGCGCUGCCGAGAGCAGCUGGACAGUUUGCGGUCCGCCAUCACAGGGUCUUCUGCUGCCUACACAGCCCAGAUGAAAUCUGUGAAAGCCCAGAAAUGCCAGGGAGCGGACCCAGACACGGGGCAGGCCUGUCACCCAACAGCCUCCCCCUCAAAAGACCAGUCAGAAACCCUGGCAGAUGGAGAAAGAGAUCCAUCGGAGAUCUUUCAGGUGGAUCUGGAGGGAGUACAGACAUGCAGUGCAGAGCUCACAGAGGAGUCCGAAGCAGCCGGACUGUUUGACUUGGAGCUGCAGGGCGGGGGCGACAUGUUUGCUCGCAACUGUGAUAGUGCCUCACUGGCUUCGUUCUCACUAAGUACACCUUCCAUUAGACGCCGUUUUGGACCAGAGCAGGAAGACACAGCUUCGGUGAUAUCCUCUGGGACACUCGUUCCUGAAGCCAUCUACAUCCCACCACCAGGGCACAGGGUCGUCCCAGAGAGUGAGUGGAAUCACCUGCAUGCCGAGGUGAAGCUCCUGCAGGCUUCACUAAGUCAGGCCACUGUGGAACUGGACCGGGUUAAAGAAGAGAGGAGCAGCCUGGAAGAAGAGCUGGAGAGGAGCGCUGAGGAGUGGAGCAGGCAGGUGGCACUGCUCACCAGCCAAGUUCAGAGCUCAGAGUCUGUGUUGCAGGACCUGCAGAAAACGUUCUACCAAUCGCAGAGUCAGGUGCAGGAGCAGCUGGCCGAGCUUUCCCAGUCCCACAGGAAGGUCUGUUACGAGCUGACACGGCUGUCCACUGAAAACCAACGUCUACGGGGCACCGUCCCUGCACACUCUGGGACCCAUGGCUCUGUACAGGAAAUGCCUCACCUACAGGGACCACCCAGCCACAUGGAGGAGAGGUUACGCAUUGAGAUCAUCAACCUGAGAGAGCAGUUGGAGACUCGCACAGAGAUGAGUGAGGUGCUAGAAGGUGAGCCCUGAUUGGCUGCUUCACAGUAGGUCUGCGUGUUUGUGUUUAAUGCAUAUGUAAGGGAAUGUGUAUCCCUCACGUCUCCACUUUUAUCAUUCGUAGUUCAGCUGGCUAGUCUCAAAACCGAAGUUGAACGCAUCCAGAGCGAGAGGCUCCAGCUGGAAUCAGAGUUGGCACAGAGUCGCUGUGAGCUAUCUGACAUGAAGGAGGUGUUGGCCCAACUGCAGAGGCGAGCGCAGGAGGACGAUGCAGAGAAGAAAGCCUUCAGGCAACAGCUGGCAGAGGAACGGACCAAGAGCCUUCGGCUGCAAGCUGAGCUGGACACGAGCGAGGUGGUGCAGCGGGACUUUGUGCGAUUGUCCCAAAUGCUGCAGGUCCGGCUAGAGCGAGUACGCCAAGCCGAAUCUUUGGAUCAAAUUAAGGACAUUCUAGACCAGACCCAUCUGUCUGAUAUCAAAGAUACCAAAGAAGACUGAGCCAAUCGAGAGUGAACUAUCACUGGAGAGGGGUGGGCUUCAAUGGUGAACUGCUCAGCUGGCCUGUCGAACUUCAUCUCAGGUGAUUUCUGAUUCUAAACCCAGAAUAAAGAUUGACAUUACUGUA